UUUGCCACCACGACCGUUUUCAAAUGCGGCGUAAGUCACACCCCGGCGCAAGAUAGAGAAACCCUCGAAUUCAAAACUGGCUGUAAAACCCUAACUCCCACAAAAACCCUCACAACGAUCAAAAGAUUAGGGAUUUUAUUUUCUUCCUCUCAUUCCCUCUCCUCCAAAUCUCAAACCAAAACCUCGAUUUCCAUUCAUCGCGAUGGACGAACUACUAAUCCAGUCCCCUCUCCAACCAAAACCCCCAUCUUUCCCUCCUCAAACAAACCCAAACCACGAAUCCCUCCUCAAAGAAUCCAUACACCGCUUCUUCCACGAAUCCCAGCGCAAGAAUCGCGAUUUCUCGAGUUUCCGUUCGAUUUUCUUUCGAUUGCUGCAAUCCAGUGCUGAUCCACCUCUCGAAAUCAUCUGGUUUUACGCCGCAGUAACCUUUCAUGAGUUAAAUUCCUCCAAGGAAGAAGUUUCGAGUAGGAUCUCGUCGUCGAAAGACCUUCUCCAGCUGAUUGUGGCCUGUUCAGCUUCAUCCAACGGCCUGAAAUGCAUUGCCCUGCUCGCUCCCGUCAUAUUCGAGCUGCAUUCUGCUAUAACUGGAUUCGAGAAGAUAUCAAAGAAGACGGUGAGAGAAAUUGAGUGUUUGGUCGAAGGAAUUGUCGGUUACAUCAGCAUUUGUAGUAGCAAGGAUUUCAGUGGAGAAGACGGUUCAGGCAAUUUGAAGUGUUUUGCUGACUUGGUUCGUGUUUGGACGGCGGAUGGUCUGGAUGGGAAUUGGGAUGUUGUGGGAGGCUUGAAGGUGUUCUUUCCACUCGUUAGUGAUGAAAUUAGGGACAGGUUGAGUGAGGAAGGUUGUGGUGUUGGGUACUUGGCUGGUGCCGUCACUGUUCAGGCAUUUCUGUUGAGGUUGUUUUUGAAGGUUCGGAAUGGAGGGUCAAAGGUGGAAUUGGCGAACGAAUUGAAGGUUUGGGCAGUUGGUUCGAUCACUGGUUUUCGGAACUGUGUGUUUUUUGAUAUGCUGAUGAGAUUGCUGCUGGAGCCAACUUUGCCAGUCAUCUCUCUAUUGGGUUCUGAAGAUGAAUCCCUUUUACGAGAAGUUCUGUAUGAUGCUGUGAUAUCAGUGGAUUAUUCUUUCCUUAAUCCUGAAACAACAAUGGAACAAUAUGAUGACCGCAUGAUAAGUCUUGCGAUGACACAGUUGAUUGCUGCCCAUGAAGCUAUACGGGCUGCACGGGCAAAGGGGGAUCAAAACAAAGCAAUUUCAUAUAUUAAUGCGUUUUCCAGAUCACGGCUACCAUCCAAGUUAAUUAAGUGGGCCAUUGGUCACUUUGGCAUUGAGAAAAUGAGUAGACCAAGGGCUUCCACACCCCAAGCGCUCCUCAAGUGGCUACUCAAUCUUGAAGACCAAGGGUUGAGAGUGUUUGUACACGAAAUCUCAAAGUUCCGCACCAAGUUGGUGUUUGAUGAGUCGAAAGCAGAUUAUGAGCACCCAAUAUUUAAGCUAGACACAAAGCGAUCUGACAAUGAAAUCUUCUACAUUGAUAACAAAGGAGAAGGGGAAGACAAAGUUAAGGAAGAGGAUCAGGAGAUGCAGUCCAUGGACACUGCAUUCAUGGCCGCUGCGCGGACAAUGAAAUUCACAGCAAAUGAUGGAAGGAGGAAACGCAAAGACGGAAGAAAGGGAGAAGGGAAAACCAAAGUUAAAUUCCUCAAAUACAAGCUCCAGGAUAGUUACCUGAAAGAGAACUCUUGUUUGGGCGUUGAUGGCAUGAGUAGUGGGAGCGACGUGGAGAAUCCGGAUGAAGACAUGGAAGAAAUGGAGCAAUAGGUUGAAGCGGAGAGAUGCAGUCGGGGA
Molecule: messenger RNA, 1846 nt
Organism: Magnolia sinica
Lineage: Eukaryota; Viridiplantae; Streptophyta; Magnoliopsida; Magnoliales; Magnoliaceae
Exons: 5
Coding region: 203-1819 (538 amino acids)
Source: RefSeq, a predicted model, not a curated record